AUGGAGACCCAGCAUCGCACCCAGAACCACGCACUGAUCUGUGAACAGCUCAACCAUCGAAAGGCUGCCCAAGCUCCACCAAUGAGGGUUUUGCUUGCCGUCGCUGCUCUUCUGGUUGUGGCCGGUGCAGCCAGUGUCUCUGUGGAGGAUCUGGAGUUCGAUGCCUGGAAACAGAAGUUUGGUGAGAAAUCUACAUCAAAUCUGCUUCUUCGUAAGCUGAUCCUGGAGCACAACAUGCUGGCUGACCAGGGCCUCAAAAGCUACAGACUCAGCAUGAACCGCUUUGCAGAUAUGGACAAUCAGGAGUACCAGCAGAUGUUUAAGGGCUGCCUGGGAUCCUUCAAUGAGUCAGAGAUCGAGAGUGAAACUACAUUCCUUCAACAGGAAGAGGGUGCUGCUCGGCCCAGGAAUGUGGACUGGAGGGCUAGGGGCUAUGUGACCAGAGUUAAGGACCAAAGUCACUGUGGCUCCUGCUGGGCCUUCAGUGUGACAGGAGCACUAGAGGGUCAGAUGUUCAGGAAGACAAGGAUGCUGGUACGCUUAAGUGAACAACAGCUGGUGGACUGCUCUGGGAGAUAUGGAAACCGUGGCUGUCAUGGUGGUUGGCCGCACUGGGCCUUUAAGUACAUCAUGUACAGUGGAGGCUUGGAGACGGUGUACACCUAUCCAUAUCAGGCCAAGGAAGGGUACUGCAGGGUUAAAAAACAGAGAGCUUGGGCUAAGUGCUCCGGCUAUAGAAAGGUGUGUCACACAGAACGCGCUCUGAGGAACGCUGUGGCCACAAUUGGACCUAUUUCUGUAGCUAUAGACACCUCCCGACACAGCUUCCAGUUCUACAAGUCAGGUGUGCAUGAUGAGCCAAACUGCAGCAGCACUAACGUGACUCACGCUGUCCUGAUUGUUGGUUAUGGCACUGAAGCUAACAAAAAGGACUACUGGCUGGUCAAGAACAGAAACACCAUUGCACUGACUGCUGUUAUAGCAGAAGUCAUCAUCGCUGUGCAAGAGCAAGACAUUGGGCCUCUUCCUGAGUUCAGAGAAAACGAAACACUAAAUAAUUUUGCUCAAAGAUGCAAGGCCUUUCUGGAUGGCAAAGAGGAGCUCAGGGAGAAAAUCAAAGAGCUGAAAAAAGGUCAGAGCUCCUCCCAGUAA
Colossoma macropomum (tambaqui) is the source of this 1152-nucleotide messenger RNA. Its product is annotated as digestive cysteine proteinase 3-like. NCBI's taxonomy places the organism in Eukaryota, Metazoa, Chordata, Actinopteri, Characiformes, Serrasalmidae. Gene Ontology annotation, biological process: immune response. The record is from RefSeq and is a predicted model, not a curated record. Gene Ontology annotation, cellular component: lysosome. Gene Ontology annotation, molecular function: cysteine-type endopeptidase activity. The transcript is spliced from 8 exons. The coding region runs from base 1 to 1152 and encodes 383 amino acids.